Molecule: messenger RNA, 447 nt
Organism: Debaryomyces hansenii CBS767
Lineage: Eukaryota; Fungi; Ascomycota; Pichiomycetes; Serinales; Debaryomycetaceae
Product: DEHA2D14234p
Exons: 1
Coding region: 1-447 (148 amino acids)
Source: RefSeq, a predicted model, not a curated record
AUGUCUGGAUUAGAAUCAAACAUACUGGUAAAGGAUUGGUUAGAACUUUACCCAGAGCCCCAAUCCACGGCCUCUCGAUUGUCUGCCGAUGAAGUUUUACAAUUGUUGUCGGCCGGAAAAUCUUCAACCAUUCUUGAUUUGAGAAAUGACCGUGCACCAGGAUUUAUUCGCGAGUCAGUUAAUGUUCCUGCCACUUCUAUCUCUGGAUAUUCUAACAUAAAGGAUCAGGUAAUUGAUAAGAUAUAUGCGGCCAAUCCAAAUCUAAACUACAUAAUUGUUCAUUGUAAUAGUUCAAAGAAUAGAGCCACGAAAGUGGCAGGUUGGAUUCAAGAUUAUAUUAACGACCAAAAGUCUGAAAAUUUAAAGGUUGCCGUAUUGAACGAAGGAAUUACAGGUUGGUUAGAGAGACCAGAGCCAUAUAGCACCUUCGUAGAAAAGUAUCCUUAA